Physella acuta is the source of this 3290-nucleotide messenger RNA. RefSeq lists its product as uncharacterized. Lineage: Eukaryota; Metazoa; Mollusca; Gastropoda; Physidae. The record is from RefSeq and is a predicted model, not a curated record.
AUUUGUACAAGGAUCAAGGCUUGUUCCAGAGAUUAACCUACAUAGAAAAAGAGUUUCCUGGUGCCAAUGUCAUACUUCAUAAGCUUGGGAAGCUGACGGAGGCCUUUUGUGAUUUGUGGGCGAACGAGAGGUUGCUGAAUGUGGUGGAGCAGCUGAUUGGACCAGAGAUUGCGGGUCAUCCCAAUUGGAAUCUCAGAACAAAGACUCCGCAGAAUGAAGCCUCUACUGUCCCCUGGCAUCAAGACAGCGCAUAUUUAGAUAACGACUCCUACAGCGUCCUCUACCCCACGGCCUGGAUCCCAUUUUUAGACACCAACAAGGAGAAUGGAUGCAUGGAGGUAAUAUCAGGUGGUCACCUGGUCGGCAAAGUGGCAAGACACACCUGUUGCUGGAAGGACACCUGGUAUAUUGAAACAGACGAGGAGGAUGCUGCAAAAACGCUUAAUGUAGAUUUUGUGAAGGACAAAGUCCUGUGUCCAGUUCCCUAUGGUGGAAUGCUGCUCAUAAACAACAUGAUACCCCAUAGAAGUCUGAACAAUUGCUCUGACGUGAUCCGCUGGAGCGUGGACCUUCGCUGGCACGCACCAGACAAGCCCGUGGGCUUCUAUGGGCUGAAGCAGAGCGUCUUGAUGAGGUCGGAGAAAAAUCCGGUGGAGAAAAUCGACUGGGAAUCGUUCAACAAUGUUGACAGACAUUCGGAGGCCGACAAAAACUGCAAGGAUGACGAUGAAAAGGACCCCUUUGACACCACCAUUGUAGGACCCUGGAUGCUGAAAUGGGACAUGACCCACACUAAUCGCCACACAGAAAAACUGAAAACCAGAAGUCAGAGUUCCUGGCAGAAGUCAUAACUUCACCAACUGAUGCCGUUAUGUUCUAGAGAAUGCGGUAUUUUAACACACGGGAGGGCACCCGGUUAUUAACUUGAUACGCCAUUGCUUGUUUUAUACUUUUGAAUUACCUUAUUACCUUUAUAAUGGUACAUAACCCAGCAUAUUCAUUCAAAACUUUAAAACGUAAAGUGUUGUCGAACAGUGUUUUGAAUAUUUGAUGAAAGUAGUGUUUCUUACAGACUUUUAUCUCCGGGGAGGGGCACAGGGGCGGAACUACAGUGCCGCCAGACCCCGCAAUGCGGGGGGGCCCAGACCGAUUGGGGGCCCAAAAAUCCUGGCUAAAUUAUUAAAAAAAAAAUUUAAAUUUAAAUAAAAAAAAUUAGGUGGAUGUCGAGUUAUCUUUCUUCUACAGUUACAAACAAACACGAUAGUCGGCAAACGUCUAUGAGAAAAAUGCACAGACUAUUGCUCGAGAGACCGCCAGACAUAUAGACAACUUCAAAGACGCAGCCUACCGUUCUUUUUUAGUGGUGUCGAUUAGGAGAACAAAAAAGCUUUGAAAAUCGGGCUGGGGAAAUGUUGCGGCGACUAUCCUGGUCUUCUAGACGACCGGAAAAAGUCGGCACUAUUGAUGUAGAUGUUCAUCGGCGCUUUCUUGUCCCCUUCCCUUGAACCUUCCCAACUCUCUACCCUCCCCCCAUCCCCCUAACCUCUACCCCUCACCACACCCUUACUCUUACAAUAAGAUGUAAUGCAUAGAUUAACGAACCGUUUAUGAACUACUGAACUGUAAACUGACCACUUCUGCACAUUUUGUUAAAGACACUAGUCAGUAGUUGUUCAUUUACCUGAUGAAGUAUUUCGUUGACGAAUCUAAUUCACACAACAAGAAGGUAAGACUCGUCUUUAUAUUAUUAAUCGUUUUAUAAUUAGUAAACGUGUUAAUGGAAAAUUAGUUAUUAACACUAAAUACAUUAAAGUUAAAAUUUUUUAGGAUACAAUGAUCUAGCUUUUAAGCCUAAAAACAACCAAAAGAUCUAUACAGGGGCGGAACUACAGUGCCCCCAGACCCCGCAAUGCGGGUGGGGGGGGGGGGGGCAGGCCGUUUAGGGGCCCACUGCUGACCAUAAUUAGUAUUUUUUUAAAUUUUGAAUUUAAUUUUCGUGCAUUUUUGCCUUGAUAUUUAGUUUGUAAAAGAAAAACACUGUAGCUGCGGUACGAUUAUCUUUAUUUUACAGUCACUAUACCACGCUCUUCAGCAAAAAAAAUAAAAUCCAUUACACAAAAUACAGAGUAAAAUAUAGGCAACGCUUCAAAUUUGAAUGACACAUUUGACUCGUUGCCCCCCUUUGAUAGCUAAAUAGAGGACACGUAACUGUUUGACCGAUCCUCCAAAGUGUACUGUGGCGGAUGGGGCAGGGGAUGGGGAUAACAUUUCUUUUUAUUUAUAGUUGUAUUUUUUAACCAUCGUCAAGGCCGAGUUCUAUUUCCCCACGCUGUCGCCGGCAAAAUUCUUUUUAAAAAAACAACAAAGACCAUAGCACGAGAAGCCGCUACACAUGAAGUGGCUUUCAUGAUGCGCGGUUCUUCGUUUCGGCAUUAGUUAGGGACCCGCCGAAAUCCAUUUAACAUUUUUCAAUGUUAAUAUGUGUUAGUGAUAGUGGUUGAAUUUGUAUUCUGUACUAUCUUGUAUCCUACAAAUAAUAAAAAAGAAUAUAAUACUAGAAACUUCGUUUUUAUAUACGUUUACUGGUUUUUUUUUUACUUUUACAAGAAAUAUCAUAGUAAACUUUUAAGGCCUAUACUUGGAAUUAUCUCCCCUGAGUAAGUUUUACAAUGGGCGAUGCUGACGUACAUAGAUCAAGGCGUUUUGUCGUCUCUUUCAAGUUUUUUUCCCGAGCCGACCCCUAUCCCAUCCCUCUUUCUCAACCUCACAAGUAUCGAGGAGAUAAAUGUAUCGUUUAUGAACUACUUCCUAACCGUACGAUUCACCACUUCAGCACAUUUUGUCAGACACUAGACAGCACUAGUCAACAGAUAUUGAUUUAUUUGCAUACUAUUAGUAUUAGGCACAUCUAAUUCACAAAACAGGGAAGGUAAGAUUAUUUUUUAUAUAAUUAUUUAGAAAUUAAUUAGAACGUUUAGAAUUAAUUGAACAUUAUUAUAUAAUUAAUAGUCAAUUACUAUUUAUCAAUGACGUUAUUGAGGUGGGGGGGGGGGGGUGUGUGUGAGGGUCUGGCUUUUUGUUAGUCGUUAAAAAAUGUGACGUCAUUUGUGGAUUCCCCCCCCCCCUUAAAUCAGAAAGUUAUCCGACGCGUGAGCUGGCCACAUACAGUUGUACAUGUGAAAAACACGUUUCUGUCUAUUUUGCAUUACUGCAUCAUUUACCCAAUCGCCAUGAAAACUUUGGAAGCUGUUGAGGACAGCCACCAGUGUUUCUUCCAGACUUUUUUCUCC